Messenger RNA from Danaus plexippus (monarch butterfly), 1247 nucleotides. RefSeq lists its product as uncharacterized. Bases 209 to 1195 code for a protein of 328 amino acids. Lineage: Eukaryota; Metazoa; Arthropoda; Insecta; Lepidoptera; Nymphalidae. The transcript has a single exon. The record is from RefSeq and is a predicted model, not a curated record.
GCUAUAAAUCAAAUGUUAUUAAAUAAAGUCGAAAAUCAUCACAUCACUGUCAACUAUAAAAAUAUUUUUGAAGGGUUUUUUUAUAAUAUAUAUUAUUUUUACAUCGAUUAAAAUGAAAAAUAGUCAUUUAUCUUAAUAAAAAUUUACAACCGGGUUCUUUUAUGUAACUACCGUAGGUACUAAUGCCCGUUGCUUAAAUAAUUCCUACAUGGUAUCUUGUAAUAAUUACAAAAUCGUGAAAAUAGAUAUAACUUCAAGGAACGGUGUCAUAAAAUAUUUUUCUAGUAAUAUGAAUGAAGAUAGAAAGAUGCAAAAUAGAUUCAUGUGUUCAAUAUGUCUGAACAGAAAGGUUUCCCAGGAGGAGUACAUCGAUGUCGAAUGCUGCAAGAGAAAAUCCAAAUCUUGUCCACGAUGUCAGAAACAAGACGAAGAUGAUGAAUUGAGAAACACUAAUAGGAAAAACAGGGAAGGCAAUGGAAAACACAUACAGACAUCACAACCAGACGUUACCCAAGGAUUGACACUGUUAAACGAGGUACUUACAGUGUUCCAAAAUAAAAAACAAGUGGAAAUCAAAAAUAAAUCCAAAACUGUUAUAUUCAAAGACGCUUGCGUUGGUACGGAAGAUGUCCAGAAUAAAAAUUACCUGUCCGUUAGUAAGAUAUUGCAAUACUCGAUUGAAAGUCGCCAAGCAAAUGAAAAUGUACUUUAUUCCGUGGUAUGCUGUCACCCGGAAACAGCCAAAUCACAAUAUCCGCUCGAUUUGACCAAACGUAAGUCGUCUUCUAUACCACAAAUGAAAUUGGAGGAACUGAAGCAAUCUAUGAAAGAAAAAACGAAAUCCAAAGACGCCAUCGAGGAGAUUAACAGAAUGUUCGCGGUUGUGCGCAAAAACGAUGACAAAAGUUGCGAUUCAAACAGGCCGUUGAUAAGAAACGGCCCUAGAGUUUUGCCGGUUGUAAAAACACACCAUUAUCAAACUGAUAAACCACUGGCGAAAUGUCAAUGUUGCCAGACCAAUUAUCAAAUGUCCAGCGGUGAUAACGUAAAACAGCACGAGUGUUGCCAUAACUCGGGCAACAAUUGCGCCCAUUUAUGCUGUCACUGUCUUAAGAAUGAGCAGUCCAACACAUGCAUAGUAUGUGAGCAAUGUGGCCACAAAGAAUACAGAAUACAGCAUACGGCCCAUGAAUGACUUUUGAUUUUUACAUAUACGUUGAAUUUUAAUAAAGUUUUACAAUAUUUUA